UGGUCAACAAGCCAGUAUAUUUCUGUCGCUUUUACUGUUGACACACAAUUAAUAACAUCAUGGCUUCUACAUAUGUUUUCCGUUCUCCAUUGAACGACAAAGUAUGUGCUCCUGACAAACCGUUGAUGUGCACUUGGGUCAAAAAUGCUGAUAAAGAUUCUUCGCCACACACGACGCAAGAUUGGAAACGGACCACUCCAAAACUUGCUCCAAAUGCACUUGCCACCAUUGGACAGACCCCCAUGAUCAAGCUCAACAAAAUUCCCCAGUCUGCUGGAUUGAAAUGUGAUGUCUAUGUUAAAUGUGAAUUUUUCAAUCCUGGUGGAUCAGUGAAAGAUCGUAUGGCUUUACGAAUUGUUGAAGAUGCGGAAAAGCAAGGUAUUUUGAAGCCUGGCUCCACCAUUAUCGAGCCUUCUUCAGGAAAUACUGGAGUUGGAUUAGCAAUGGUAGCAGCUAUCAAAGGCUACAGGUGUAUCAUUUGCAUCGCUGAAAAAAUAUCUCUGGAGAAGGAAUACGUCAUGAGAGCUCUUGGUGCCGAAGUUGUACGAACACCAUCGUCAGCGAACUCAUUUUCACCCGAUGGUAUGUUUGGAAUGGUCCACAGACUCAGUAAACAGAUACCCAAUGCAGUAAUUUUUGAUCAGUUUUCCAAUCCUGGCAAUCCAUUGACACAUUAUGAUACUACAUCCGAAGAAAUAUAUGAAGAAUGCGAUGGACAAGUGGCUAUGAUAGUUAUGGGAGCAGGUACCGGUGGUACCGUAUGUGGCAUCGGCAGGAAAUUCAAGGAAAUAUCCCCAUCUACAAAAAUCGUAUGCGCCGACCCUUACGGUUCCAUUUUUGCUCAGCCAGAAGACCUGAACAAAACCGACGUGACUUUCUGGGAAGUCGAAGGUAUGGGUUAUGAAUUUAUACCGACAGUUUUGGAUCGAUCUGUGGUCGAUCAGUGGAUCAAAGUACCCGACAGCGAAGCCCUGCCAAUGGCCAGGAGGCUAAUCAAAGAGGAAGGAUUGCUAGUGGGCGCCAGUUCUGGAGCCAUGAUGGUGGCAGCUUUGAAAGCGGCAAAAGAUUUACCAGCAGGACAUAAAGUAGUAGUCAUUUUACCCGACGGUAUCAGAAACUACUUGACCAAGUUCGUUUGUGAUCAAUGGAUGGAAGCACGAGGUCUUGCACCAGCUUUGAAUACAAACAACCAUUGGUGGUGGGAUUUGAAUGUUUGUUCGUUGAAGUUGGCACCAUUGCAGACAACAACCGGGGAUGCUACUUACGAGAGGGUGUUGAGCAUGCUAAAGAAGGGAGGAGUUGACCAGAUCCCAGCAUUGGGCCCGAAUGGAGGAGUGGUUGGAGUUGUCACAAUGCAAAAUAUAGUGAACAAGGUUAUAUCUGGAAAUCUACAGGCCAACGAUUCCGUCGACAGGUGCAUUGACAGGCUCUAUCCCAAGGUUUUGAAAUCUGCAAACCUUGGACUUGUAUCGAGGGUUCUGGAGAAGGAGCCUUACGUUAUGAUCUUGGACGUUGAAGGAACUGGCCCAUCGAAAAUCAAUAGACCUGUGGGUAUAGUAACAGCAAUUGAUUUGCUCGACUUCAUUCAAAAGAAAGCAUGAACAUCUACUAAUUCAUUCAUGUACUGGAUUAUAUGUAGUAUACUUGAGAUAUAUCCAUUUUUUUCUGUAGCAAUUACUGUAAUUACAAAAAUGUUCGAUACUUUCCAUUAAAACCGAUAUAUUAUUGUGAG
Molecule: messenger RNA, 1732 nt
Organism: Leptinotarsa decemlineata (Colorado potato beetle)
Lineage: Eukaryota; Metazoa; Arthropoda; Insecta; Coleoptera; Chrysomelidae
Product: cystathionine beta-synthase
Cellular component (GO): cytoplasm
Molecular function (GO): cystathionine beta-synthase activity
Source: RefSeq, a predicted model, not a curated record